ACCUGCUUUGAUCUGUUUUGGAAUGCGCAGAUAUAUUUUAAGUAAGUUAGACCGACAAUGGAAUUAAAUAUAUACGACGAUUGCUGGGAGCUGGUGCAACGAUUCCAGCGAUUGGUAAAAGAUGGCGAAAACUGCGAGUUCGAGGUGUUUUGCAAUUGCUGGCGGGAAAUGCAACUGCAGCAUCUCUUCACUGCCCAGACAAACCACAUCGAGGUUAUAGCCACCACACUGGCAGCCCUACAUGUGGCCAAGCGGUUGUCUUGCUCCCGUCGCACCACUGGAGACCUUUUCGCAGCAUCCCGUUCCCAAAGAAUUGGAGGAUUCUAUCUACUUUAUGUGAUUUACUAUAAACAGCCUACCCGUAACUUCGUUAAGAUCGAAGUCUCACCGCGCACAUGGCAGGAACUCACCGACUAUGCACUGCAGUUGCGCAAGGAAAGUCCAGAAAAGAAGGAUACCCAGCAAGUGGCCUACAUGUUGUGGCGUCUCGUCCAAGAGCAGGCUUUUCGCUACACAGCGCUAGACUAUUGCCAAGGAUUGGACAACUUGGUGGACUACGACCGUCUAGAGGUAAUUGCAGGUGCCAACAGACAAAGGCAGAGUGCCUUGAUGCAAAAGCAACAGCGUUCCAAUAACGUUAGUCUAACCUACGAACUGGAAGGUCUGCGAGAACUAGACCAGGCCGGUCAGCCUCUGUGUGAUCUGGAGUCCGCUUAUAAUGCACAAAAGGAAAAACUUGCUGGUCAGGAGCUGGCUCUGCCGCCCACACAAAUUUUUAGUCAACUCCGUACAGUCUUUGCCGAAAUACAAAGUUUACUUGGAGCUACUGCAGAUGAACGACCAACCACUUCCGCAAGCAAUCAGUUAGAGGUGCGUCAAAGGGUACGAAAUAAGGCUAUGUACGGCGUUGAGACAAGGGAGCCUCAGCACCAGCCGGAAGAACUGGAAGUGGAGCUGGAGGUCAAUGAGGCGUAUCAAAGGAGGAUGUCGUCAGCCACAGUAUUCAAACAGAAGUUACCAGAUGAUGUACAAAGAGAGUAUGACAAUGCCUAUGAUUGCAGUGACGACGAGGAAGAUGAGGCGGAGGAAAACGAAGUCACAAAGGAGGAGGUUCAAGGACAUAUGUUGGAACUUAGUUAACUCCCAUAACUUAAAUCAAUUUUGAUUUAUUAAAUUGAAAUAUUGUUUGAAUAAAAAUAACGAAAUUA
This is a messenger RNA of Drosophila eugracilis, 1208 nucleotides long. RefSeq lists its product as uncharacterized. Lineage: Eukaryota; Metazoa; Arthropoda; Insecta; Diptera; Drosophilidae. Gene Ontology annotation, molecular function: sequence-specific DNA binding. Gene Ontology annotation, biological process: snRNA transcription by RNA polymerase II; snRNA transcription by RNA polymerase III. The coding region runs from base 58 to 1140 and encodes 360 amino acids. Gene Ontology annotation, cellular component: snRNA-activating protein complex. The transcript has a single exon. The record is from RefSeq and is a predicted model, not a curated record.